AUGAAGAACGAGCCACCGUCUCUGGUUCCAUCACUUCGCGACGACAUUGUCCUUGACAUCUUAGCGCGUGUACCAAGAUGUUACUAUCCAACUCUCUCCCUAGUGUCUACGCACUUCCGAUCACUCGUUGUGUCCCCUGAGUUAUACUCGAGAAGAUCUUUGUUGAGUUGCAACGAAAACUGUUUGUACGUUUUAGUCAACAGUGAGGGGAUCCCUAGUGACCGUUUGUAUACUCUUCACCACAAAGCGUUGGUCCAUAUCUCUUCUCUUUCGGAUAUACCUAUCUGUGAAAGCUUUGUGGCCGUGGGUUCGAGGAUAUACAUGUUUGGUGAUUACAGUGGUGACGUCUCAUCGAUUGCGUUUAGCAUUGAUUGUAGAUCUCACACGUUGCAACGCCUCCCCAACAUCCCUACACCCUUGGAGUUAACAGUUGCUGGCGUUAUAGACGGUAAAAUUUACGUUGUUGGACAGUGCCGUACGAAGUCAACGGUGAUGAUGGUUUUCGAUACGAAAACACAUAUGUGGGAGGAGGGGCCUGGAUUAAUAAAGCCAGACAUUUCGUCAGAGGAAUGGGAGAUUUCUUGUACGGUGGUGGUGAUGGCUGAAAAGAUUUACAUUAGGUGUGGUCAUGAUAGCUUUGUCUACGUGCCAAAGGAAAGUAAAUGGGAAACGGAUGAGAUGCUGGAUUCUAAGGACUGGGAUGGUGGUAGUCAAUGCGUUGUUGAUGACGUGUUGUACUACUACGAUGAUCAUGAGGAAUGUUUGAGAGCGUAUGAUCCUAAGCAGAAGUGCUGGGGAGUGGUGAAAGGUUUGGAAGGGUUGUUGGCUGAGAUGGGACGUCUAUAUUGGUCAAAAACUGCGUGUUUCGGUCGGAAACUGGCUUUGUAUUUUCGUAAAACAGGAGAAGAACCAAGUAAGAUGUGGUGCGCUGAGAUUUCGCUGGAGAAACGUCAAGGAGGAGAGAUUUGGGGUACAAUUGAGUGGUGUGAUCAAGUUAUAGAUGCUGCUGGGCCAUUUGAUUUUAGAGUUUUUGUAUCUGUUAUGGUUUAA
Messenger RNA from Eruca vesicaria subsp. sativa (arugula), 1050 nucleotides. NCBI's taxonomy places the organism in Eukaryota, Viridiplantae, Streptophyta, Magnoliopsida, Brassicales, Brassicaceae. The record is from the annotation of a GenBank genome assembly.